This is a messenger RNA of Bactrocera latifrons, 4182 nucleotides long. Its product is annotated as unconventional myosin-VIIa-like. Gene Ontology annotation, molecular function: ATP binding; microfilament motor activity; actin filament binding. The transcript has 6 exons. Bases 610 to 3630 code for a protein of 1006 amino acids. Gene Ontology annotation, biological process: actin filament organization; vesicle transport along actin filament; sensory organ development. Lineage: Eukaryota; Metazoa; Arthropoda; Insecta; Diptera; Tephritidae. The record is from RefSeq and is a predicted model, not a curated record. Gene Ontology annotation, cellular component: microvillus; cytoplasm; vesicle.
UUGGCUACGGAUCGGCGUGAACUUGAUCGCAACGUGUGCAGGUAGCGGGUUAUGCUGACGGUGGCGCAAACAUACUUAUACAUACAUAGAGUAAAUUUUGUGAUUUGGCAUAUACAUUACGGAAUUGUCUUAGUUUGAUAAGCAUAUUGGAGACAUCGAUUCGUUAUUUUGAAAAGUGAUUUUAGUGAAUACUAGUACAUGUAGAGCAAAAGAAAUGAAAAUUGCUUUAAAAAUCGUAAUUUAAAAUGAAUAAAACGCUAUUUUAUUCUGAUAUUGUAUAAAGUGCAAGAAAGUGUAAAAUUUACAAAAAAAAAAAAAAAAAAAAAAAAAAAAAAAAAAAAAAAAAAAAAAAAAAAAAAAAAAAAAAACAAGAGAAAAAGAAAUAGUGAAUGAGUUGUCUAGAAACUCAUUGAAAGUGAUUAACGAAAUACAAACGAAGUACAUCAAAUAAAAACAACAGUCAGCAUAAUUAAUUUAAGUGCUCAGAAAUCCAAAAAGUACUGUAAUAAAAAGUUGAUAAAAAAAUUUAAUUGUAUUUCUAAGAAUACAGUACAGUAUAACCGCACAAUUCUCAAAGGACACGGUGCUGAUGCCUAGCGUAUUGAAAAAAUGACUAGUUUUCAAAAUGAACUUGGCGAAUGUGUGUGGGUGCGGCCACAAAAUGCCGGUGACAAUGAGUUUGUGGUGCCUUUUGGUGCGCGCGUCAUACGCACGGAGAAGGCACGCACACUUAUUGCCAAUGAUGAGGGUAAGCAAUUUUGGGUGCCCGCAGAGGAUGUACUGAAAGCGAUGCAUAUCACAUCACAGCAAGGUGUCGAUGAUAUGAUUACGCUGGGCGAUUUGCAGGAGUACGCAAUUUUACGCAACUUGGAGAUGCGUUACGCCAAACAGCUUAUUUAUACCUAUACCGGCUCCAUGCUGAUCGCGCUCAAUCCCUACCAAGUGCUGCCCAUCUACACGAACCGUGAGAUCGCCAAGUAUCGCGGCAAGAAGAUUAGCGAACUGCCACCGCAUAUAUUUGCCAUCAGCGACAACGCCUUCCAGCAGUUGAAACGCGAACGCAUGAAUCAAUGCAUCGUGAUUAGCGGCGAAUCGGGUGCGGGCAAAACCGAAAGCACCAAACUCAUACUACAGUAUCUGGCCGCCAUUAGCGGCAAGCACGCUUGGAUCGAGCAGCAAAUUAUCGAGGCCAAUCCAAUUUUGGAGGCAUUCGGCAAUGCGAAAACGGUACGAAAUGACAACUCAUCGCGUUUUGGCAAAUACAUAGAGAUACGUUUCACCGAUGCGGGCACGAUACAGAGUGCAAAUAUUGAGCAAUAUCUUUUGGAGAAGUCCCGUAUUGUGGCGCAGUCGCGCGACGAGCGCAAUUAUCACAUUUUCUAUUGCAUGUUGGCGGGUCUGAGUGACGCUGAACUGGCGCGUCUCGAACUUUUGGAUAGAUCUUCUAGAAAGUAUCACUAUUUAUCACAGGGUGGCUGCCAUGAGUUGCAGUGCAAAAGUGAUGCGAAAGAUUAUGCUGACAUACGCGCAGCUAUGAAGGUGCUCUCUUUUGGCGCUGAGGACGUGUGGAGUAUAUUUAGUCUAUUGGCUGCCAUUUUACAUCUCGGCAAUAUGUACUUCAAAGCGACGGUGGUACAAAAUAUGGACGCCACUGAGGCCAACGAUAUCGUGAGUUUACAGCGUGUAGCCUCACUGCUGGGCGUUACAAAGCAAGCUUUGGCCAAUGCGCUGACAUACAAGACUAUCUUUGUGCAUGGCGAACGUGUUGUGACCAGUCUCUCGCGUGAAAUGGUCAUCGAAGGCCGUGACGCAUUCGUGAAGUCGUUGUAUGGCGCGAUUUUCAUACGCAUCGUUGAACGCAUAAAUGCGACGAUCAAUACGAAGGGUAAGUCUUCGAAACCGCUAAAUACGAUCGGUGUACUGGAUAUCUUUGGAUUUGAAAAUUUCGCCGACAACAGUUUCGAGCAAUUGUGCAUCAAUUAUGCGAAUGAGAAUCUGCAGCAGUUCUUUGUGCGACACAUUUUUAAGAUGGAGCAAGCGGAAUAUGAGCAAGAGAACAUAAAGUGGCAACACAUCGACUUUCAAGAUAAUCAAGAGAUAUUGGACUUGAUUGGCAUGAAGUCAGUGAAUAUUAUGUCACUCAUUGACGAAGAAUCGAAGUUUCCCAAAGGCACCGAUAAUACAUUGCUGGAAAAGUUGCAUGUGCAACAUGGCAAUCGAUCCAUAUAUGUCAAACCUAAAUCUAAUCAAGCCGCUCUCUUUGGUAUAAGACAUUAUGCUGGCGUGGUUAUGUAUAACCCUAAUGGAUUUUUGGAGAAAAAUCGUGACUCGUUCAGCAUGGACCUGCUGGAGAUGGUUAAGAAAUCAAAAAAUAAGUUUCUCAAAGAUAUUUUUCCAAUACAACUGCCAUACGACACAAUGAAGAAACAGUUGACAUUAUCCGUUAAGUUCCGGAAUUCAUUGGAUCUGCUCAUGCGCACACUAUCUGCGGCUCAUCCCUUCUUUAUUAGAUGCAUUAAACCUAAUGAGGAUAAGAAGUCUGAUUUAUUUGACCGCGAGCUUUGCGUGCGCCAGCUGCGCUACUCCGGCAUGAUGGAGACGGCACGCAUACGACACGCCGGUUACCCCAUACGUCACAGCUACAAGGACUUCGUAGAACGCUAUCGCCUGCUGCUGCCGAAGCUCGGUCCAACCAACACCAUCGACUGUCGACAAGUGACCGAACAAAUAUGCAAAAAAUUACUACCGGCCACGGCUGAUUAUCAGUUCGGCCGACAGAAAGUAUUCCUAAAAGACAUUGACGAUACAUACCUGGAGAAGGAGCGUGCGCGCAUAGUACUAAAAUCAAUUAUAGCCAUACAACGCGGCUUUCGGCGCGUACUCUUCCGACGUCAACUGCGACGUUAUCGCGAAGCAGCGCUCGUCAUACAGAAAGUGUGGCGCGCCUACAAGUACCGACGCGCAUUCCGCAUUGCGCGACAGGGCUUCCAUCGCUUAGGCGCUUGCAUUGCACAAAAGCAAUUGACGCAUCAAUUCACGAGAUUGCGCAGUCAUGUGAUCCACUUGCAGGCUUACUGCCGCGGCCAUUUGGCACGGCAGGCAUUUAAACAGCGUCGCCAACGUUACAAAGAUAUGCAGGCGUUCCGCGCUUCGGAAGCAUUGCUAGUACGACAAGCGCUCGAACACCAGCAGGUCGAGCGCGAGCGACAGUCGCGCCUCAGCGCAAAUGCAGCGGCCGCAGCAGUGGCGACAACGGCGCCAAAACCGACGUCACACACAACUCCAAUAGCCACACAGGUGCACAUGAAUGGCGGGCUGGCUGUGAAUGGUAAGAACGGCGUCAAUGGUUUUAAUGGCGUGCCUGUGCCUGCGCAGCGGCAAAUCAAAGAAACGCUCAAUGACAAUUACAUCGAUCUGGAGUCGUCGAAACAGAUUGUGGACGACGUGUUUGGUUUCCUCGACGAUGCCGAUGUGAGUCCGCCCGUCGUUUCGAAUGUCCGGGAGAAAUCUUUGAUGUUCGAACGCGAAUUGCGUCUGAAAAAGAAUAUACCCAUUAAACUGCUAUCACGUCCGGUGAAUUAUUAUGAGGCACCACCAGCGCGUAAAUUGUCGAAUCAAACGAGAUUAUAAGCUAGAAUUAGUUGUGAGCCGCCAUUAGGGCUUAAGUGUGUUUGGUACGCUGUACAUAGUUGGCUAGAAGACGUGUGUAUAUAACGAAAUUGUAUUUUUUUGUAUUGCUACUGGAAAACGAGUGAGCUUUAAAAUAUGCUAUUAACAUUUGUAGUCGAAAUAAAAACAAGAAAUGUAUUACAUAGUAUUGUACUAAUUUGUUGCUGUGUGGCACAAGUUUUAGCCGCCGGUUUUCAUUUCAUACUCAUGACACUUUGCCUAUGAAAUACCGUUAGCAAACGUUGUUGAAACUAUCACUUGCACAUCUAUGUACAUACAUACGUUGUUAGCUUAUAUUUGCCAUCUAUAUUUUAGUAAUUAUUUUAAGCGUAGUGUUAAUUGUCAAAUGAGAGCAGCAUUAAUGCAGCAAAAGUUGAAAAAUUGUAUGGUAAUGUUUUUUCUUAAGCAUUGAUUUGACUCAUUUACGUGUAACGAUUUGCUUUAGUGUGCAUUUCAAUAUUUUGUUGUGCUCUAAGACGUUUGUAAAUAAAUAUUUUUUACAUUAUUAUGCAA